Messenger RNA from Acanthoscelides obtectus, 381 nucleotides. Lineage: Eukaryota; Metazoa; Arthropoda; Insecta; Coleoptera; Chrysomelidae. The record is from the annotation of a GenBank genome assembly.
AUGUCUAAUAGACCCCUGACGCAAAAAGAGUUAGAAGAGCUUGUGAACACGAUUUGGGAUUCUGAUUCAGACGAGUCAUUCAUAGAACCUUUUCCAGGCUCUGACAGUGAUUCACAUCAACCAUCGGAUUCUUCAGAAACCGACUCGGACGAUGAUAUUGGUGACUUAUCGAGAGCAAGUAAAAGGAAACAAAGGUUACAGAUUCCAUCAUGUAAUGGAGCCAGCACGAGUCGUGCACCUGAAUCUGUAACCCAAACUGUUUCAGCAUAUGGUGAGGGAUGGAGGCCAAUCGCAAGAAUUUACAAAGCCAUUCCAACCUAUACCCAGUCAUCUGGAAUAAAACCAGAAGUUGCCGCUUUACUAGCAAAUGCAAGUCCAUGA